CUCCUCCUCCUCCUCCUCCUCACCCGUACCUUCCCACUGCUACACACCCCCCUCUCCCUGCAACGCGACUCUUCUCCACUCACUCCUGGCUUGUGAGACUGGAGGCAGCCUCGGUGCGUGGCGGGGGAAAGAUAGAGAGAGAGAGAGAGAGAGAGCGAGAAGGAGAGAGAGAGAGAGAGUGUGUGAGGCUUUCCCAGAAUAGAGAAGCAGGAGGUGGUGAGAGGGAUGAUGAUGGAAGCCAGCUUUGACACUGAGGAGAGUUUUGACGAUCCCUCCUGUCUCGCCCCGCAGCCCCCCGGCUCCGUUUCGCCGGCCAAGAGGCAGAUCAAGGAGGUCAAGGAGACCAAGAUAACUAUCAACUGCGUGACUUUCCCUCUGCCUGGAGAAGGCCCGGAGCAGCAGCUCCUCAAACCCAACGAAUGGAGUUACUGCGAUUACUUCUGGACCGACAAGAAAGACCCCCAGGGGACCACCUCUGUGGCGGGCUUCGAGGUUCUUCUGCAGAAGCAGCUGAAGGGCAAACAGAUGCAGAAGGAGAUGUCCGAGUUUAUCCAUGAGAGGAUAAAGAUUGAGGAGGAAUAUGCCAAGAACCUCUCCAAACUGUCUCUGAGCCCCCUGGCAGCACAAGAGGAAGGGACUCUGGGAGAAGCCUGGACUCAGCUGAAGAAAAGUCUCCACGAUGAGGCCGAGGUUCACCUGAAGUUCUCCAACAAGCUCCACAGUGAGGUAGAGAAACCCUUGCUGACGUUCAGAGGCGACAACUUCAAGAAGGACCUGAAAAAGUACGACCAUCACAUCGCCGACCUCAGGAAGCAGCUGGCGAGUCGCUACGCAAGUGUGGAGAAGGCCCGUAAAGCCCUGGCAGACAGGCAGAAGGAUCUGGAGGUGAAGACCCAGCAGCUAGAGAUCAAACUCAGCAACAAGACGGAGGAGGACAUAAAGAAGGCCCGGCGGAAAUCCACGCAAGCAGGAGAUGAUCUGAUGCGCUGCGUGGAUCUCUACAACCAAACCCAGUCCAAGUGGUUUGAAGAAAUGGUCACCACCAGCAUGGAGCUGGAGAAACUGGAGGUUGAACGGAUUGAAUGGAUUCAGCAACAUUUACGCCAGUACACCACUCUGAGGCACGAAACGGACAUGUUCAAUCAGAGUACGGUGGAGCCAGUCGACCAGCUGCUGCAGAACGUGGAUCCAGCCAAAGACAGAGAGCUGUGGGUGAAGGAGAAUAACACCGGUGAGGUUCGGCCCGUGGACAUGGACAUUUAGACCAUCCUGACCUGGCUUCAGCCAUUCUGUCCUCAGUAUUAUAACACAUCCACAGAGUCCCAGAACACUUCUAAUAACACUGAUCCAGGGACAGUGCAUGUUCAGACCGCUGAGGUCUGUCCAUCCUGACUGGAAUAACAGGAGCAAAGGUUCACACUUAACGCAGUCUGAGGCCAGAAAAACAGUAAUGGAUCAACCGUAAAAGUACCAGCAUGUUCCUUCUAAAUUUUAACCCUGUCAUAAUCAACAUUAGCUUAUUGAAUGCCAUUUAACAUAUUCUGCUGUAUACCUGUUGUAAAGUUGAGACUAUUAAAAAAUUAUAUGUAUUUUGAAUCAUUUAGUUUAGCUUCAAUCAACACUUUUCCAGUUUGAGUAAACCAAACACACACACACAAAAAAAGUCUGAUUAUUGAUAUUGCCUUUAUUUUAGAUACGGAUAUUGAAGCAUAUUGAAAUCUUAGAAUGAAUAUGAUAUAUUUUCAUAUUUUGCCGGUUCAUUUUGGUGGAAAUGCAUGUUUUGAAUAUCUUGCUUUUACUGUAUAUGGAGAGCUGCACAAUUUGUGGAACCAUGAUGGUUGUUUUGGUAUAGUGCAAGAGUUUAAUUCACUGAAUUUACACAAGGUAUUCUCUAUCUUGUAAGUGACUAAGAAUCAAUUUAGGAGCUUUUUCACAAUACAUGAGAAUUCGCAUGUACAGCGUUAAUAUCCAGUAACCUCAGUUGUUUAGGGAAAAAAAAACAACACACACACACACACAGUGUUACAGGAUGUGAAAUUGAUUUUGCUCGCCACAAGUCCCAACAUGUGGUCAAUCGAAUUUAGGCCAGGGUCUAUUUGGAUCAGUCCGGAGGAAAAAGGUGGUCCAAGUUACACUGAAACACCUUUUAGUGCCUAACGGUUAUAUACCUGGAAUGUCCUUGAUAUAUCCUAUCUGCAUCAGUGUACAUUUGUACAUACAGGCUAGAUGUAUUUUGCUGUCAAAUGUUAAACAGGCCUCAGAUCUUUGGGCCGAUGAGGUGUUUGUACUGUACAAUGUUGUUUGUCUUAUUUUUGGUAAAUGUACAGAGAAUAUCCUCACGAUGGUGUUUGGUAAAAGGGGCAACAUGCAGCAGAAAGCAAAAUUCACCAAAUUACAUAUUGCAAAAGAGAAGAUAAGGUAGGGAAUUUUUAAAUUUCACCAGUCAUAUGAAUUGAUCUGAUGAUCAAUCCAGUGGAGCAAAAGCCACCUGACUCAUCCCACCGAUAAAACACAUUUUAUCAGAGAUUGCAUGUACCUACAGUAUGUGUCUGUGUUUACAUGUGUAUGUGUGUGUGUGUCUGUCUUUGUCUUUACAUUUUGUUGUGGUCUGUCUGUUCUGGAUUUAUUUGGAUUAUUACCUUUCUGUGGCCGUUCUUUAAAAGGACAAAGCCGAUCAAAUCACAAGUUGUAAUCCAAUCCAGUUUCCAGGCACAAGAAAAGAAUUGUUAUGAAAAAAAAAAAAAGAAUGCUUACCUGCCUUAUCACCAACACAUUAAGAAUGCGUAAUGUGCAUUACAUUCACUUUGUGUAACAUUAUUUUUUUUGUGUUAAAUGAAUCAGGUAAACUGGAUUCAAUAUGAUCAGACCAGACUUUGCUUUGACGCUAAUCCCAAACUGCUCCAUGCGCAGGUUUAAAAUAGCAUAUCUGUUGUAGAGUUUUAUCAGUGUGUGUCAAUGUUGUGCACUAAAUGUGACAAGUUAUUAUGUUCCAACUAAAUGUUCUUGACAAAGAAUCAACAAUUUCAUGAUGAAGUAACGGUUGAGUUAACUGCCCUUCUGUGAUGAACAUUUUCAUGACGUGCAUUAAAAUCCGAUGUUCCCCAUGUUUUAAGAAUGUUUAAUCAUAGGUGACCUCUGUCCAGACAGUGUACUGUGGAAUGCAGUGUCCAAAAUAAAUCUCCUCUUUGAAAAAAUUAAA
Thunnus maccoyii (southern bluefin tuna) is the source of this 3199-nucleotide messenger RNA. RefSeq names its product growth arrest-specific 7a (gene gas7a). Gene Ontology annotation, molecular function: actin filament binding. Gene Ontology annotation, biological process: actin filament polymerization; neuron projection morphogenesis. NCBI's taxonomy places the organism in Eukaryota, Metazoa, Chordata, Actinopteri, Scombriformes, Scombridae. Gene Ontology annotation, cellular component: plasma membrane; cytoplasm; actin filament. Bases 226 to 1263 code for a protein of 345 amino acids. The record is from RefSeq and is a predicted model, not a curated record. The transcript has 10 exons.